AUGGGUCUUCUGACCUUCCUCGGAAGCCUCUACAAGCUAGACACGCUUGACACGCGCUUCACCACCUCAUCGUCUGUACCCUACCAGACCAUCAUCGAUGCCCGCCAAGAUGCCGUACCCUCGAUCAGCCAGCCUCCUCCUGCAGACGGCCGUGCAGAGCCGCGCGUGCCCCCUCCACGAUGGCGCACACCGGAAUUCUACUUCUACUACGUCAUCUUCGCCCUCGCUGUCCCCUACAUGUUCUGGGUCCCCUAUACCGUCUCGAGGCCUUCGGAUCCCAGAUAUCACAAAUACGUCAAGCGCCUGUCAGAUGGAUGGGUUCCCGGCCGUAAGAUCGACAUCACCGACGCCCAAUACAACACCUUCCGUUCCAAUAUCCCGUACAUGGCCCUGCUCUUGCUGCUCCAUCCGCUUCUACGCAGGGUCUGGAACAGCCGCUACCCGGUCCUGGGCAGACUGCGCGACGUCGGGGCAGCUCGCCUCGAGCAGCGGGUCUCGUUUGACUAUGCCUUUGGCCUCUUCUAUCUCGUCGCCCUUCACGGCUUCUCGGCCCUGAAGGUGCUGCUCAUCCUCACCGUCAACCACAGGCUCGCGACGAGGCUUCCCCGACAGUACAUUCCCGUCGCCACCUGGGUCUUCAACAUCUCGGUCCUGUUUGCCAAUGAGCUGUGCACCGGAUACAGGUACGAGGCCAUUGCUCGGCUGCUGGCCCCGCCUCUAGUCUCCCUGGGCGCCUGGCUCGACGGCUACGGCGGCAUCAUGUCUCGAUGGGAGAUCCUGUUCAACAUCACCAUUCUCAGGCUCAUCAGCUUCAACCUCGAUUACUAUUGGAGUAUCGACAAGCGGAGCUCAGUUGUGCUCGAGAAGAAGCAGCUGGACCCGUCCCAGCUUUCGGAGCGGGACAGGGUGACGAUCCCGGCCGACCCCCGGGACUUUAGCAUGCGCAACUACAUCGCCUACGCCGCGUACGCGCCGCUGUACCUGGCGGGACCGAUCCUGACGUUCAACGACUACGUCUCGCAGUCCAAGUACCGGGCAGCCAGCAUCGAGAAGCCGCGGACGGUGCGGUAUGCGGUGCGGUUCCUGCUGGUGCUGCUGGCCAUGGAGCUCGUGCUGCACUUCAACUACGUGGGGGCCAUCAGCAAAUCGAAGCCCAAGUGGCGGUCGUACACGGCCCAGGAGCUGACGCUGCUCUCGUUUAUGAACCUGCACAUAAUCUGGCUGAAACUGCUGAUUCCCUGGCGCUUCUUCCGGCUCUGGUCGCUGGCGGACGGCAUCGACCCGCCCGAGAACAUGGUGCGGUGCGUGAGCAACAACUACAGCACGCAGCUGUUCUGGCGGUCGUGGCACCGGUCGUAUAACCGGUGGCUGAUCCGGUACAUCUACGUGCCCAUGGGCGGGGCCGGGUUCGGCAGCUGGCGCAAGACGGCCAAGUCGAUUGUCACGUACCUGCUCGUCUUCACGUUUGUGGCGCUGUGGCACGACAUACAGCUGCGCCUUCUCAUCUGGGGCUGGCUGAUCGUCCUCUUCAUGCUGCCCGAGUGGACGGCGUCGUAUCUGCUGCCGGCGCGGCGGUGGGAGUCGAACCCCACGGCGUACCGGAUGCUGUGCUGCGCCGGGGCGGUGGCCAACGUGAUCAUGAUGAUCUGCGCCAACCUCGUCGGGUUUGCUCUGGGACUGGAUGGGCUCCAGGUGAUACUCGAGAGGAUCGUGAAGGAUUCGUCGGGGGUGAUGUUCAUCCUCGCGUCCUGCGCGUGCCUGUUUGUGGGUAUCCAAGUCAUGUUUGAGAUUCGGCAGCAUGAGCGGCGGAUAGGGGUGACGAUCAAGUGUUAG
This is a messenger RNA of Geosmithia morbida, 1833 nucleotides long. Its product is annotated as D-alanyl-lipoteichoic acid acyltransferase DltB, MBOAT superfamily. The transcript has 3 exons. The record is from RefSeq and is a predicted model, not a curated record. Gene Ontology annotation, cellular component: endoplasmic reticulum. Gene Ontology annotation, biological process: GPI anchor biosynthetic process. NCBI's taxonomy places the organism in Eukaryota, Fungi, Ascomycota, Sordariomycetes, Hypocreales, Bionectriaceae. Bases 1 to 1833 code for a protein of 610 amino acids.